Enterobius vermicularis (human pinworm) is the source of this 1089-nucleotide messenger RNA. The record is from the annotation of a GenBank genome assembly. Lineage: Eukaryota; Metazoa; Nematoda; Chromadorea; Rhabditida; Oxyuridae.
AUGGGUCGUCUGCGUAAAUCGCCAAAAAAAGAUCCGUUGGCCAAGAAGGCAGGUGGUGGCGUUUUGACUGCUACGGAAAAGCGACGGCGUAUGUUAGAUGUUGGGAAACGUUUUGUAAUGAGGUCAGUUCAUCAUCUGAGCCCAGGUCGUGUUACUGGGAAAGCCAAUUUGCACAGUGCGCAAGUGCCUGGUUCUACAGUGAAAUUAGAAGCGGCUUCAAAGCUUGUUGGUUCUAUUUUGAGAGGGCAUAAAGGGCAGUUAUCUAAAUCGCCAGUUCAUCGGCAAGGAGUUAAUUCAGCCUUGCAUGAAACAACUGGCGCAACUUCCUCAAACGCUAGAUUGGAAUAUCGGCCUGGCGAUGAAGAAGUGUUUAAGCAGGACGAGAAUUCAAUGAAGGAGAUUUUAAACCUUCGCCCUAUUUCACGAAUUGCUGGUCGACCUUCAUAUGUGCGGCACAAUCGCCCGUCGUUCUUCCCAAAUGGAAUAAAUCCAGUAGAAAGAGCUUUCGCAGCGAGGGAAGAGUUAGCUAUUGAACAGAAUACUAAGCUAGAGCCACCCAAGAAACCGCCACGAACUUUCAAAGAAAGCUUACAAUUUGAAGGAAAUAAAGAUUUUAUCAAAGAAAAUGAUGUUGAUACCGUACCGGUUUCCACAAAGAAAACACCUGGGAAAUCUGUUCGUUUCGCAGAUGGAACGGCAUAUGGGUCGCCGGAAUCAUGCCAGAAGCAUGCUGUUAUUGUGGAUAAGGUGACAGAAUUGUUUGAUAGUAUUAAUGAGUCACAGUUGGAGGAAGUCCUCCGUCAUAUCCCUGAAAGGGUUUUUCGUAGACUCUCUUGUGCUGUUACCCGAGUUCAGAUUAGUGCCUUUUCUGGAGAUAAACACUCAGUGUUUCCGCAACUCAGCAGAACUGCUAAGACUUUGUCUAAUGGGCCUCAGAGUCUUCGCAGGACUUCAUCGAGGAGGCUGUUUAGUCCUUCUUUACACAGUUACAAUACAAGGUCCAAUCCUUUCUUAUCCGACGAAGAUGCUGAAGCUCCACAAGUAGCAGAAAGUUCUGCACAGAAGGAAGAAUGCGAAAACACUUCUUAA